CUCUCCCCCUUCAUAAUCAACUAAAGUCUCCUCUCCAUCCGCUCUCAGAGGACAAACAUUCAAACAGAUGGAGGGUCUUAUUCCUUUCGUGUACAGAGCCAUAGUACAACAUAGGAAUGGCAAAGAAGGGCUUCUAAAUUCCUGGUUCAGCGAGUCCCCUUCCGCCUCCUACUACGCGCGACUCCCAGGCGAUUCGGGUCGGUUCCAGAAUUCGGAUUUACAACUUCUCCUAUCCGAUUAUUGCCCGAAUUCGACUACUUCUACCACCUCACAGAUUGUUGUUUCAACCGGUGUUCAAUCUCCGGCUCAUCGUUUAUCUGCCCGUCGAGUUGCCUGAAGAAAGAUGAAGGCGUGGAAGCUUAGACUUUGUGGUUCGUUGUGGCAUUUAUAUGUAAUGUUAGCUUCAUUUAAUUUCUUUUAUUUCAAGUUUGAGGAAAUAAGCGUAUAAGAAACCAAAGGGGGACUGCACGCUCUAGUUGUAUUGUCAGUGUGAAAGGUGAAAGUAUUAUAGAAACAGGAUUCAGAGUGUGGAAAACCAAAGGUGCCACAUCCCCUGUGUUGCUGCUAUGAAAAUGUGUGAAACUGUUUAUAAUGAUUGUAAUGUUUGAUGGACAAAGGGCCUAACCAUGUUUGCUUUUAAAAUGAAGGUUCAAAUAUAUUUGUUAUUGGUUAACUUGA
Tripterygium wilfordii is the source of this 678-nucleotide messenger RNA. RefSeq lists its product as uncharacterized. The coding region runs from base 68 to 337 and encodes 89 amino acids. The record is from RefSeq and is a predicted model, not a curated record. The transcript has a single exon. Lineage: Eukaryota; Viridiplantae; Streptophyta; Magnoliopsida; Celastrales; Celastraceae.